AUGGGUUCGUGCAUGAGUACUAGUGGGGAGGAGUCGGAUCAAAGGAAAAGGAGCAACAAGAUCGACAAGGACCUUGAGGAGGACUCGAAAAAAUUGAGGAAGGAAUGCAAGAUUCUACUGCUUGGGUCGGGCGAAAGUGGAAAGUCGACAAUUGUGAAGCAGAUGAAAAUCAUUCAUCUGAAAGGCUACUCACAGGAUGAACUCGCCAGUUACCGUGCGACAGUGUAUAAAAACCUUCUAGAAUGUGCAAAAGCCUUGUGCAGCGCCAUGCGCCAGUUCGGGAUCGAGCCGAUGUUAGAGGAGAACAAGGAACACUGCGAGUUUCUUCUGGAAUACUCGCUAGAUACGAACCCCCAAGCUCGACUUGAUGCGAGGGUAGGCGCUGCAAUCCAAUCGAUAUGGAACGAUCCAGCCAGGGAACAGUUGAUGGAGAGGCAAACCGAAUUCUACUUGAUGGAUUCAGCGGAAUAUUUCUUCCAGGAAGCCAGCAGGAUUGUAUCACCAAACUACCUGCCCGUGGAGAUGGACGUACUACGCGCGAGAACCAAGACGACCGGAAUCUACGAAACCAGGUUCAAGAUGGGCCAGCUGAGCAUCCACAUGUUUGACGUCGGUGGACAGCGGAGCGAGCGUAAGAAGUGGAUUCACUGUUUUGAGAAUGUGACCUCUAUCAUCUUCUGCGUCGCUUUGAGUGAAUAUGACCAGGUUCUGCUAGAAGAGAACAGUCAGAACCGCAUGAUGGAGAGCUUAUUGUUAUUCGACUCGGUGGUGAAUUCGCGGUGGUUUAUGCGGACCAGCAUUAUUCUAUUUCUCAACAAGGUCGACAUUUUCAAGCAGAAGCUCGGGCGGUCACCGCUUGGCAACUACUUCCCAGACUACUCAGGAGGUAACGACGUCAACAAGGCGGCCAAGUAUCUUUUGUGGAGGUUUAACCAGGUGAACCGCGCCCACUUGAACCUUUACCCGCAUUUGACGCAAGCAACCGAUACCUCCAAUAUUCGCCUCGUUUUCGCAGCGGUCAAGGAGACCAUCUUGAAUAAUGCGCUCAAGGACUCAGGCAUCCUCUGA
Molecule: messenger RNA, 1068 nt
Organism: Dichotomopilus funicola
Lineage: Eukaryota; Fungi; Ascomycota; Sordariomycetes; Sordariales; Chaetomiaceae
Product: guanine nucleotide binding protein, alpha subunit
Exons: 6
Coding region: 1-1068 (355 amino acids)
Biological process (GO): adenylate cyclase-activating G protein-coupled receptor signaling pathway
Cellular component (GO): heterotrimeric G-protein complex
Molecular function (GO): G-protein beta/gamma-subunit complex binding; G protein-coupled receptor binding; GTP binding
Source: RefSeq, a predicted model, not a curated record